GCUCUCUCCGCCAAACCACCAACCACGCCCAUAACAUCCGCUAUAUUUUUGCUCCAAUUUAUCAGAAACGAGGUGGUUGACGGACACUACCCACCGUCGUUAGCCUCCAGCACAACAAUUCUUAGUAUAGAGGAGGAAACUCGAAACUUUUAGAAUAGAUGAUUACUCACCGUCCCCGUCACUCACGCGCGCGCGCACGAGCUCACUCACGGCGAGAAUUAAGGUACCGCACCACUCGACAUAAUUUCACUAGAGACCAUGCCAUGCAACGGAUUCGCUGUCUUGUCGAACACGCAGAUCGUCUUAGGAUCGGAGAACAGGAUGGUUGUGUGGCGCAUGGAUAUUAGACUCCUGGACAUAAACAUGAAGAGCUGCGAUUGAAGAGAAGAACCAGCCUUUAGCAACACAGGAAGUCGAGAGACAGAGAGAGUUCAACCACCGCCAACCCCCACCUCCCACCCCACCAUAUUUCUCUCCUUUUCUUUUUCAUUUCCUCGACAAUCAUCCGUAGCAUACUGAAUGACUCCUACUUUGAGACGUGGAGCAGGGCCAUGCCACUGGGCUGAAGAGGAACCACACAGGGACAAGUCAAAGUGCUGACGGAGGCCCUGGGAGGAAGGGCCUGGAGUUUAACAAUCUCAGGCUCGUGCUGUCCUAACCUAUGUGCCGGUGAUAGAUUUUACAGUCUCGUAGUGGUUAAUAACCGUGGCGAUCUGACGGGAUCUGUUGUCACAAGAUUGUUAUCUGUGACUGUACUCUGACCUGUACAGCCACACACACACACACACACACACACACACACUCACACACACACACACACACACACACACACACACACACACAUUCCUCAGGCUCUUUCCCAACCACAGAGGCCAUCAUGAUCCUGAAGAAGAAAGUGUGCCUUGUUGGGUCGCUUGGUAGCAUCCUGUUUUUUAUGAUCAUCACACACAUCCAGAAGGGCGCUAUCUUUCCUGGCUACAUGGUGGCCUUCACAGGCACCACAGAGCACAUGGCAGCAGCCACCAGCCGUACGCCCACGCCACCCCCAACCACCACCACAACCACCACCACAACCACCACCACCACCACCACUACAUCUGCCCCCCGAACACACAGCUGCAGCUGCCACACCUGCGUGGCAGACUCCAGGGUGUCCAAGUGGUUCGACCAGCACUUCGACCCCAAGCAGCAGCCUUACCUCAUCAAGGGAGAGAACCAGAUGGACCCUGACUCGCUGAAAUGGUGGAUGGGCCUGCAGCGGGCGUCGUAUGAUGUGACGCUGGAGCAGGUGAUCCAUAAGAUGUUCGAGGUGUUCUCGUCUCCGGAGGCGGACUGGGCGCCCCGACGGGACCAGUGCCGCAGGUGUGCCGUGGUGGGAAACUCAGGGAACCUGCUUGGCUCACACUUCGGAGCCACCAUCAACACUAACAAUGUGGUCAUACGAAUGAACAAAGCCAUCACGCGAGGGUUCGAGGUGGAUGUGGGGAACAAGACCACCCACCACAUCAUGUAUCCGGAAAGUGCUGUGGACUUGUCUCCCGGUGUGCAUCUCGUGCUUCUACCGUUCAAGCAGCUUGACCUGCAGUGGUUGACCAGUGCCCUGUCCACCGGGGAAAUCACCAAGACGUACAUGAGGGUGAGGAACCUGGUCAGAGCCGACAAAGACAAGGUGGUGGUAGUCAACCCAACGUUUUUCCAGUACACCCACGAGAAGUGGAACGAGAAGCAUGGGAGGUAUCCAUCCACUGGAAUGCUGGCCAUCAUAUUCGCCCUACAUGUGUGUGACGAGGUGUCUGUGUUCGGCUACGGCGCGAACGAGAAGGGCCACUGGCACCACUACUGGGAGAACAACCGGAAUGGCGGCGCUUUCCGCAAGACAGGGGUGCACAACGCCGACUUUGAGAACGAGAUCAUCCACAAGCUCCACGAGGCCGGGAAGAUCCGACUCUACAAGAGAUUGGAGCAGGAGUCGGGGGGAGGGGGAAGGUAG
Sardina pilchardus (European sardine) is the source of this 1990-nucleotide messenger RNA. It is a transcript of the gene st3gal8, whose product is annotated as ST3 beta-galactoside alpha-2,3-sialyltransferase 8. Gene Ontology annotation, cellular component: membrane. The coding region runs from base 878 to 1990 and encodes 370 amino acids. Gene Ontology annotation, molecular function: beta-galactoside (CMP) alpha-2,3-sialyltransferase activity. The record is from RefSeq and is a predicted model, not a curated record. Lineage: Eukaryota; Metazoa; Chordata; Actinopteri; Clupeiformes; Clupeidae. Gene Ontology annotation, biological process: sialylation. The transcript has 7 exons.